This is a messenger RNA of Drosophila eugracilis, 2600 nucleotides long. RefSeq names its product BTB/POZ domain-containing protein kctd15-like (gene twz). Gene Ontology annotation, biological process: protein homooligomerization. The transcript has 6 exons. Bases 518 to 1621 code for a protein of 367 amino acids. NCBI's taxonomy places the organism in Eukaryota, Metazoa, Arthropoda, Insecta, Diptera, Drosophilidae. Gene Ontology annotation, molecular function: protein binding. The record is from RefSeq and is a predicted model, not a curated record.
AGUCUUUUCUCAACGGUGGUUCAGUGUGUUUGUGCCGAUGGUGUUUGCUUUGUUUGCCUUUGACAACGGUGGCAGUUACAAUGUUAAUUGCGGCAGCUUAGUUGCACACAGCACAACGAAACAAGAACAACGACGGCAAGAGCGGGCCACUUAAACCGGAAAUAGACUAUUAAACGUUCACAUACGCACACAUAGACAUCAUAUGGUGCGAAAGCCAAGCAGCUAAACAACAAACGGCGCUCUCUCUUUCUCUUCGCUGCUGCCUCUUCUACUGCUGCUGCUGCUGGUGCUGCUCUCUCUCAAGGUCGUCGGCUCAACUCAACACAGAAGACGCCAGCAACGAACUCUACUCCACUCCACACCAGCGCAAUCCAUUCCAUUCCACCCGCAACUAGACGCAACUCGAGCCGCAACACGCAACCAGCAACUGCAACGGCGACGCAACACGGAACCAUCAGCCAUUAGCCAUCCAUCAGCAAGGCGAGCAGAUUCAGUUUUCGGCCAACUUUCGACGCGAAUGCAAGUGAGAACUCCGUUUGUUGCAUUGGAUCAACGAUCGCCGUUGACGGUGGAUUCCUCCUGCCCCAAACGGAAAAAAUGCGAUAUGGAUCGAGAGCGCGAAAGAGAUGUCAAGGCUCUGGAGCCACGCGACUUGUCCUCCACGGGACGCAUCUACGCCAGAAGCGACAUUAAAAUCAGCUCCUCGCCCACCGUCUCGCCAACGAUCUCAAACUCCUCUUCGCCCACACCGACGCCACCCGCCAGUUCCUCAGUGACGCCGCUGGGACUGCCCGGAGCGGUUGCAGCUGCUGCCGCUGCCGUCGGAGGAGCCUCCUCGGCAGGGGCCAGUUCCUAUUUGCACGGCAACCACAAGCCCAUCACCGGCAUCCCCUGUGUGGCCGCCGCCUCCCGCUACACGGCUCCCGUUCACAUCGACGUGGGCGGGACCAUCUAUACCAGCUCACUAGAGACACUCACCAAGUACCCGGAGUCGAAGCUGGCAAAGCUCUUCAACGGCCAGAUACCCAUCGUUCUGGACUCGCUGAAGCAGCACUAUUUCAUCGAUCGCGACGGGGGCAUGUUCCGCCAUAUUCUGAACUUUAUGAGAAACUCAAGACUUCUGAUUGCCGAAGACUUUCCGGACCUGGAGCUGCUGCUGGAGGAGGCCCGCUACUAUGAGGUGGAACCGAUGAUUAAGCAGCUGGAGAGCAUGCGUAAGGAUCGCGUUCGCAAUGGCAACUAUUUGGUGGCGCCACCCACUCCACCGGCUCGCCACAUCAAGACGAGCCCGAGGACCAGUGCAUCGCCGGAGUGCAAUUACGAGGUAGUGGCGCUGCACAUCUCGCCGGACCUAGGCGAGCGCAUAAUGCUGUCGGCGGAACGGGCUCUGCUCGACGAGCUCUUCCCGGAGGCCAGCCAGGCGACACAGUCGAGUCGCAGCGGAGUGUCCUGGAACCAGGGCGACUGGGGGCAAAUCAUCCGCUUCCCCCUCAACGGCUACUGCAAGCUCAACUCGGUCCAGGUGCUCACCCGACUGCUCAACGCCGGCUUCACCAUCGAGGCCAGCGUUGGUGGUCAGCAGUUCUCCGAGUAUCUGCUGGCACGACGCGUUCCAAUGUGAUAGGCUCUGGCUAGGGAUUCCCCAGCUCCCCAAGAAGCUGCAGCUGCCGUUGCACCAUCAGUUCCGGUUGCUCCAGUGGCUUCUGUUUCCGGUUCCGGUUCGGGUUCGGGUUCGGGUUCCCUGCGACGCGGCCGUCUGAUCCAUGUGCGUUGCAGGCGUUAAUCGUUCUGGGUCAGGUGAUCAAAAAUCCCAGCUGGGUGGGGUUAGCUAUGAACAAUUCCAAGUAAAAGAAAUUGCUGAUCAAGGCAAAGGAGAUCGCGUUUAGAAACUGACGAAGCUUAAACGUGAUUUCUGUAGAAUAACUUCAGAGAAGGUACUAUUGCUCAGAAUUCUUCAUAUAUUUUACCCAUAACAACUCGACCCACCCUCGUCGGAGAACGUCUGCUCAUCGCUGCUCUGAGCAGCAAAAUAAAACACUUAGAAAUACUUGAACACCCUUCGCAGCGGAUGCAAGUUCUGAAUCUGAAUCCAAAUGUUAUUUAAUGUUUAUCAAUUAAGUUUGCUGGCACCGACACUGGACGCAAACCCACUCGUGCGUAUUAUUAAGCCUUUAGAGAGCCAAGAGCCCAGCACUGAUUUUGUUUAUUAGCCUUGCGUUUAAGUCGAAUAUUGUUUCUCUAAGUGUACCACCUACAGCUAAUGACCUUGAGUUGUUCCAUUGAAUCGAAUUGGCCACAGUUUGCAGAUGGCUUAAAUUAUUGUAACACACACACACCCACACACACACACACUGGGUAAACUAUGGUAGAGUAACAUAACCCAAGAUCAACUCACAGCGAAAAUAGUUUUGUAGUACUUAAUUGAUGUAAUUGAACCUUUAUGAAUGUAAACUAUGGGAUAACUUUUUCAAUAUAUACGACCGACGUCUAAAUAGUCUACACCAAUUCAAAUAAAAUUACAUGCAAAUAUAGAUAUAUUCAACAAAAUACAGUUUGCGACCACGCCCUCUAUAGAACAACCACUCAAUUGAAUAUUUAAA